UAUACAUGGUGUCAAAUUAUUUUGAGAAGAGAGAAGAAAUAAGUUCACUGUACCACGAAAGUCAAAAUACUGAGGAGUCAGUAAAUUUAUUAAAUGAUGCUGAUGAUAAAACUGAUAUUAAUCCAAUUAUAACUAACAAAAUAUCAGAACUAAAUAAAAAGCUAUCAAAUUUAUAUUCAUCUAUGGAUGCGAAUAAUGAUGUUUUGGAAGACAUUCUUCUAAUUCCAUUAUUGGAUGAAAGAAUAGCACUUUCUACAAGAGGGUAUGUUUUAGAUGGAUAUCCAACUACAGUAGUUCAAGCCACAAUGCUAUUUCGGUUCAAUAAUACGAGUUUACUUGAAUCAAAUAUAGAUAUUAAUAAAUUGCCCGAUUUGACAAUUAAUUUAACGCAAAAAGCACUUCAUUUACCCACUGAACAGAACAGUGAUAUCAAUGUCGUUACAAAUACGCUAGAAACAAGUACAAAAAGACGACUCCUGUUCUCAGAAGUUGAUACAAUACACUCAUCAAAUUCUGACAUCGCCGUAGCAUCUAAUGUAGUUAAUGCAGCUAAACCCAUUCUAAAAAAGCAAAUUAAAAAAAAACCCAAACGCUCAAUUUGGAAUGGACGAAAUCAUAACAAUCUCUUGAAAUUACUCAAUUUAUAUUAUGCGCCAAUAAAGAUGAUUGAAUCUCCAUACUUACCACUUAUAUUAGAUACUAACAAAGUUGAAUUACCAGAAAUCGAUCCAACUUUUGAACACUUUUUAAAUAUAGUUGUAAAGGAAAUCAAAUUGAAUCAACACCAUGGAAUAUCGGAGAAAAUUACUGAUUUAAAUAAAACGAAUUCAAUAGUGGAAGGAAUUAACGUUGAAAAUCAAAAAUAUAAAAUAAAACAACUCAAGGAAAAAAUGACAUUGCUAGAAGAUUUUGAGGAGGUAACGGAUUUAGAAUGUAUCGAAAGUUUAUCUAACGAAGAAUAUCUAAUGAAACACGUCACUCCUACUUUGACAAAAUUGAUAGUUCAAGUUGCAAAAGUGAGACCAAAGAAUCCUGUUGAUUUUUUGGCAUACGUGGCACUUAAAGAGAACCCGGAAGGUUUACACAACUUUCCAGGCUACUCAAAAGGAAGUGUGAAAGUACAAAAAAUAUUGGAAAAGUUAUUCUCCUUACAUAAUUAUAAUGACAAUGAUAUAAUAAAAUCAAAAUCAUUAAUGGACGUUUUGAUAGCGCAUUUUACGGAUGACGAAGAUCCUCAAGACAGUGAAGAAGAAUUAUUUAAAUAUAAGCAAGAAUUAUUAUAAUUUAUCCAUAAAAUGUUAUACUUAUUUCACAUUAGUAAAAUAUUUAGUGCAUAUAAAUAUUAUUAAUAAUUAUUUUUUGAUUCUCUAUACAUGACGUAAAUUUGCUAUGUGUAUACUAGGUAUAUUAGUUUUUUUUUUUCGGGUUUUAAAAAUAAUAAAGGUACCUUUACUAAAAAUUGUAUUAUAAAAAAAA
This is a messenger RNA of Myzus persicae (green peach aphid), 1476 nucleotides long. RefSeq names its product adenylate kinase 7-like. The record is from RefSeq and is a predicted model, not a curated record. Lineage: Eukaryota; Metazoa; Arthropoda; Insecta; Hemiptera; Aphididae. The transcript is spliced from 7 exons. The coding region runs from base 6 to 1283 and encodes 425 amino acids.